CUUAAUGUCGGCACUGCUGAGUAUUUCGACACCGAUGCUAUGGUUACCUUUAUUACGAUCUUACAGGUGAAUCUAGUGAUGUCCAUCCUGCUGUACGUGAUGUUCCUCGCGUACCUCUACGGUAUACAGGCAACCACCAUGCAGAAACAGCAGCGGCCCACUCAGGACCCAAUCAACACGCUCAUCAUAAAACUGCUACAAGCUGACAUCAGUCACAGUCGACAGAAGCAAGAAGAGGGUCCAGAGAUGCUCCAGCCGUUCAGCCCUGUCAUCUCUGACAACAUCGAUGACCUUGUGCAGAGACAGAGCUCCGUCUACCAACCAGUGAUGGACAUCUCAUCAGAGCUUUUGAAACAGCAAAAGCGUUACAACUCACCACGGGUUCUGCUUAGCGAUAGGCUGCCCUUGCAGCCACCACCCCUUUACCUCAUUGAUGACUAUGUUGGCAACUCGGACUCGGCCAAUAAGACACGCAAGAAGCGCUAUGCUGAGCACAAGAGCUACCGAGGGGAAUAUUCAGUAUGUGAUAGCGAGAGCAAAUGGGUGACAGAUAAAACCACUGCAGUGGACAUCCGGGGACAUCAGGUGACUGUGUUGGGGAUGAUAACCACAGGACAGCAAAGGGUCAAGCAGUACUUUUACGAGACCCGUUGUCGGACUGCCAAGCCCUUCAAGAGCGGCUGCCGAGGUAUCGAUGACAAGCACUGGAAUUCCCAGUGUAAGACAACACAGACAUACGUGCGUGCUCUCACCCAGGACAAAUCAGCCGUGGGGUGGCGCUGGAUCAGGAUAGACACGUCGUGUGUAUGUGCACUCUCCCGCAAACAUCGCAGGACAUAG
Chanos chanos (milkfish) is the source of this 840-nucleotide messenger RNA. It is a transcript of the gene ntf3, whose product is annotated as neurotrophin 3. Gene Ontology annotation, molecular function: nerve growth factor receptor binding; growth factor activity. Gene Ontology annotation, biological process: nerve growth factor signaling pathway; nerve development; neuron projection morphogenesis. The transcript has 2 exons. Lineage: Eukaryota; Metazoa; Chordata; Actinopteri; Gonorynchiformes; Chanidae. Gene Ontology annotation, cellular component: synaptic vesicle; axon; dendrite. Bases 40 to 840 code for a protein of 266 amino acids. The record is from RefSeq and is a predicted model, not a curated record.